CAAAUAGUUAUGUGAAGUGCCGGCAUAGGAUAGUUUUAUGGUAUUACAUAACCUAACCUUAGAUACUAUUAAAUAAUGAAAUUGUAAAGUGUUGUCUUGUGCCGGGUGCAUAAAUUAUUUUUCACAUCUUCAUUAGUGGUUUAGUUCAGUAGUUAAAACUGUGAUUCAAAGGUUGAAGCAUUACUCACGCGGUUUUGAUCAAUUCCCGUUUAGCAUCUGUAAAGUAAAUUUUGAGCAAAUAAAAAUGGCUGCACCUAUUAAAGUAGUUAUUACUGGUGCCGCGGGACAAAUUGCAUACUCCCUGGUGUACCAAGUGGCAUCAGGAGCUGUGUUUGGUCCUGAACAACCUGUAUUCUUACAUUUACUGGAUAUUGCACCCAUGAUGGGGGUCUUGGAAGGUGUAGUAAUGGAGCUUGCUGACUGUGCAUUACCUCUUCUUGCUGGAGUGCUCCCCACAGCCAAUCCAGAAGAGGCAUUCAAAGAUGUUGCUGCUGCUUUCCUUGUAGGUGCCAUGCCCAGAAGAGAAGGUAUGGAGCGCAAAGACCUACUGUCUGCCAAUGUACGUAUAUUUAAGGAACAAGGACAAGCUCUUGACAAAGUUGCUCGCAAGGAUGUCAAAGUACUAGUUGUUGGUAAUCCAGCCAACACAAACGCAUUGAUUUGCUCUAAAUAUGCACCCUCAAUACCUAAGGAAAACUUCACUGCCAUGACUCGUCUUGACCAAAAUCGUGCACAAUCUCAACUGGCUGCUAAACUUGGUGUUCCGGUUUAUGAUGUAAAGAAUGUAGUAAUUUGGGGUAACCACUCCUCAACUCAGUUUCCUGAUCCCUCCAAUGCAGUAGUAAAGAUUGGAGGUGUUGAGAAAUCUGUACCUGCAGCUGUUAAGGAUGAUGAAUAUUUGAAGACCAGCUUUGUAACGACAGUUCAAAAGCGUGGUGCAGCUGUGAUUGCUGCAAGAAAAAUGUCAUCGGCAUUGUCAGCCGCCAAAGCAGCUUCAGAUCAUAUGAAGGACUGGUUUUUGGGAUCUGCAGAUCGUUGGGUAAGCAUGGGUGUUAUCUCUGAUGGAUCAUAUGGUACACCCCGUGAUGUAGUUUUCUCCUUCCCGGUAACUGUUAGUAAUGGAAAAUGGAAGAUUGUUGAAGGUCUGACCAUCUCAGAUUUUGCACGUCAGAUGCUGGAUGCAACGGGUAAGGAGCUGGUAGAGGAAAAACAAGAUGCCCUGGAUGUUUGCAAGGAUUGACUGUGUAGUCUAUGAGUAUGAUUUAUAGAUAUUAAUAUAUUAUAGGAACAAAAUGGCAAGUUCUACAGCAAUAAAUAACUGUUUUCAUGCUUUUAUUAGACAUUAACAUAUUGUACUCAGAUAUGAGCAUUCAUAGGUUAAAAGAUCACUUUAUAUCUAUUCCUUUUAGGUACAAACUAUAUUUUUUUAU
Messenger RNA from Chilo suppressalis (striped riceborer), 1430 nucleotides. The record is from the annotation of a GenBank genome assembly. Lineage: Eukaryota; Metazoa; Arthropoda; Insecta; Lepidoptera; Crambidae.